Molecule: messenger RNA, 1023 nt
Organism: Durusdinium trenchii
Lineage: Eukaryota; Dinophyceae; Suessiales; Symbiodiniaceae
Source: the annotation of a GenBank genome assembly
UGAAAAGCUGCUACCAGGACGACUGCGAAACCUUGUCGAGGCAAGGCGCCAUGAAAAUGCCUAACGCUCUUCGGCCCGCUCUUCGGCGCUUUUCCAGCAAUGCACAGCAUUUGGACCAGGAAAUCCACCAUAGAGCUGCGCUGCUGCGCGGAAGCGUGCCUUUGUACCAUCAAGGCCCAAGGCAUCCCAUUUCUCCGCCCAACUUGUCCUUGCGCUUCGAGGUGAGACGCCUUGAAACUGCAAGACACGACUGGGCCUUUAUUUGGACGCAUGGCCUAACCAGCUCUGUGGAAAGUGAGGAUGAAGGUGGGUGGCCCUUCAGCGGUGUCGCCCACUUGUCGGACUUGCUCCCUGUGGUGCGCUACGAUGCUCGGGGCCAUGGCCGCUCAGCCGAUGCCAUAGAGCCCACUUGGCCAGCGAUGGGGAGCGACUUGUGCAAGAUGCACGAGAAGAUGUUCCCUAAGGGCCGCAUCAUUCUGGGAGGCACUUCGAUGGGAGCUGCUGCAAGCUUGUAUGCUGCACUGGAGGCACCCGAAAAGGUGGAAGCCUUGGUUUUGGCCACGCCACCCACCGCAUGGGAGACGCGUAAGAAGUUUGUGCCACUCUACCAAGAAAGUCUCGCGCUGGCUGAAAAGCAGGGGCUUGAAGCUGCCAAAUCCGUGGCCGAGACGAAGGCACGGCCACCCAUCUUCUUGGAGACUGAGCGUGGCAGAGCCUCCUUCGACAUCGGUUGGCGCCAGAAGUUCUCCAUGGGACAACGCCGCUACUGUGCCGCCCUGCGGGGUGCCAUCGACUCGGACUUGCCCUCGCCCGAGGCGCUUCGCCGACUUAAUAUUCCGGUGCUGAUCUUGGCUUGGAAAUCUGAUGCGCAACAUCCGCUCGAAAGUGCUCUCAUGCUGCAAGAGAUCCUUCCACAGGCAGAGCUCUGUGUAGCAGACUCCUGGGAGGAGAUCGAGAGGUUUCCAGAGCAGAUCCGAGGCUUUUUGCUUAAUCUGCUCUGAGCAAGAAAAGACGGAAAAGAGC